Molecule: messenger RNA, 854 nt
Organism: Ceratitis capitata (Mediterranean fruit fly)
Lineage: Eukaryota; Metazoa; Arthropoda; Insecta; Diptera; Tephritidae
Product: formin-J
Exons: 2
Coding region: 117-545 (142 amino acids)
Source: RefSeq, a predicted model, not a curated record
CAGCUGCAAAAGCAGAAGCAAAGCACAGUGUGAAGUAAAAGUAAAAAACUCAAAAAAAAAAAAAUCAAGAAAAAGAAUCAGUCAAGCCAAGCAUUUCCAUUUGCACCAUCAUCAGUAUGCAGCGAAGAAUAUGCGCGCGCUUUUUAGUAAUAUUACUGUUAUUACAAUUGCAACUCAUCACUCGUGUAGCAUCAGCACCAGCGCAUAACAGCAACGACAUCGAUUACAAUGACAGCAGCAGCGGCAGCGGCGGCAGCGGCGGUGUGAAUGGCAAUGCUUUGGGCAAUCUGUUGCGUGGCAACUAUAACAACAACAACAACAAUAACAACACACCAAUGGACUAUAAUAUGCUAUUUACACAUGUGAAAGAUUUCUUCAUGUAUCUGCCCGUGAUGAUGACAACGCUGAGGGAGUCCAUGUCCGGCUUUCCGAAAUUCGCCGAAGGCAUACGCAUAUUGACAUCGAAAAAUGGACGCCUAGAAGGUUCUUCAGAGUGUAAUUGUGACAAAAAUAGCAAUGAAAUUGAUAGCCGACAAUUUGGUUGACAGGUUGGGCGGAUAGUGAGGAGAGGGAGCGUUGAGUAGAUUUGCUGGACAAAACGUAAGCUCACGGUGUGUGCGCGGUUGAUAGAUGAUGGAUGAUGGCUGGCUGACUGUACUGCGUACAUAAAUACGAGUAUAUGUAUGUACAUACAUGUGUGAUGAAAAUGGCAUGCGAAGUGUGAGCCGGAGAAAUAUUUUUAAAAAAUAAUUUUUUUUUUUUAUAAACUUAUUUAGUCUGUUAGUAGUGUUGGUAAUUAAUUUAGUUAAAAGUGCAAAUAGUAAAAUGCGCAAAUAAAUUUUUUCUGAAGCCAU